Molecule: messenger RNA, 1803 nt
Organism: Psilocybe cubensis
Lineage: Eukaryota; Fungi; Basidiomycota; Agaricomycetes; Agaricales; Agrocybaceae
Exons: 6
Coding region: 1-1803 (600 amino acids)
Biological process (GO): tRNA methylation
Cellular component (GO): nucleus; tRNA (m1A) methyltransferase complex
Source: RefSeq, a predicted model, not a curated record
AUGUGGUCGUCUGCCCGUCAUGUCGCUGCAGGCGACACCGUCAUCGUCUGGCUCGUACGUCCCUCCCCUCCCUCCCUCCCCUCCCUCUCCCACCCAUUAACCCUCCCCCUCCCCCCACAGACCCGCGACAACAUCCAACCCCUCACCAUAACCCCCGGCCGCGACUUCAACACCAAAUUCGGCAACUUCAAACAAGACCACUUCAUCGGCGUGCCCUACGGCUCGAAAGUCCCCUCGCGCUCCGGUCGCGGCUUCGUCCAUAUCCUACGCCCGACGCCCGAGUUGUGGACGGUUGCGCUCCCGCAUAGGACGCAGAUUUUGUAUGUGGCGGAUAUUGCGUUUGUUACGGCGUAUUUGGGGAUUAGGCCGGGGAGUAGGGUUGUUGAGGCUGGCACGGGCUCUGCGUCGUUCUCGCACUCUGUCGCACGCACGAUUGGCGCAAAAGGACAUUUGUACUCGUACGAGUUCCAUGAAGCGCGGUAUAUCAAAGCAAAAGAAGAAUUCGCCCGGCACGGUCUCGAAAGUACAAUCACGCUCACGCAUCGUAAUGUGUGCAAGGACGGGUUCACGGUUGUGGAUGCUGUGGAUGCUGUGUUCCUAGACCUACCCGCUCCAUGGGACGCAGUUGAACAUGCGAAGAAGGCGUUAAGGAAAGACACGCUAGCCCGCAUAUGCUGCUUCAGCCCGUGCAUCGAACAGGUCCUGCGCACCGUGAGCGCGUUGAAUGAGGCUGGGUUUACUGAAAUAACAACCUACGAAACCCUCCUACGCCCACACGAAGUGUUCCAGCACGCACCACUGCAGUCUGUAGCGGCCGUAUCGGAGAGGUUGAAGGCGAGCGAGGUGAGGAGGGAGGAGAAGAGGGUGAGGCAGGUUGAGGCGAAUCGGGUGGCGAGGGGGGGUGGGGGUGGGAGGGGGGUGGGGGUGAAGAGAGAGAGGGAGGACGGGGAGGAGGAGGGUGUGAGUAAGAAGGUGAGGAUUGAGGGUGCGGGUGGGGGUGGGAGCGGAGGUGAGGGUGGGGGUGAGGGUACUGGUGAGGGUACUGAUGUGGGUGUAGAGGGCGAUGAGGAUGCGGAUGCGGAGGGAGAUGUGGAUGAGGAUGUGCGCGGAGAUGAGGAUGUGGAGAUGUCCACGCCGAUGUCUGUAACGCCUACACCUACGCCUGCGCCUAUACCGAUACCGACGACUGGUCUAUCAUCAAGUACAAGCGCGCCAACGGAAGCGGCAGCGUCAUCAACGUCAAUAGCAGUUGCAUCUGUACCAACGUCAUCUACGACGAUAUCCGGUUCUACAGUACAGACUCCAACACCAACAUCAACACAGACGCAGACGCAGACACAAACGCCGACACAGACACCAGCACAAAAACAAAUACCGACACCAACUCAAAGCCAAAGCCAAAGCCAAAGCCAAAACCAAAUACAAAACAAAACCCAACCACAAAAACAAACCCAACCACCAACACAAAAACAAACACCAAGAAAAAUAAACGUAGCAAAAGCAUUACAUGAGGUGCGAGGGCACACUUCGUAUCUUACUUUUGCGUGUUUGGUGCCUUCUGUGUUUAAUGUGGGUUCUUCUUCUUCUGGGUCUGGUUCUUCUUCUGGUGUGUUUGAUUUGGGUUUGAAGGAGGAGGAGGGGGAGGGGGUGCGGGAGGGUGAGGGGGAGGGUGGAGAGGGGGAGGGGGAGGGAGAGGGGGUGAAUGGAAGGCAAAGUGGAGAUAAAUCUGAAGUCGAAACAAGAGAAACUGAAGUCGAAGUCAAAACAAGGGAAAGCGAAGUCGAGACCGAAAACAGGAGUUGA